AUGCCUUGCCUACUGAAAGACAUCCUCUGUGUAAUCAAGACAUUCCACAAGUAUGCCAGGGAGUAUGUUGGAGAGGCAACACUGACCUGCAGAAAGCUGAAACAGCUAAUUCAGAAUGAGUUUGGGGACAUUCUUCAGCCACCUACAAACAAAUUGCUCUCUCACUGUGUUUUCAUGUAACCACAUGCCAUUCAUGUUGUCGAGAGACACUUGAAUCUACUGGAUAUUGACAGUGAUAACAUCAUCAAUUUUGAUGAAUUUCCUCUUGCCAUCUUUAACUUGUUGAACCUCUGUUAUCUUGACAUACACUCAUUACUAAAUUCAGAACCAAGAAAAGUGUUUAAACCAGAGCACAAGCCAGAUGAUAUUGACCUUCAGGGAAUCAGUGGAACUUAUCCACAGACAGAGGAAACUCCACCAACUCAGGACAAAAUGGUGCUUCCUUCAGAAAUGGCAUCAUCAGCUCAGUUUAGUCCUAAGGAAAGGGGAGCAGUUGGACACCAUAGGAUAGACCCACAGGGAGACACCAAGGCUCACAGACUGCCAGUAGAAGCAUCUGAACACAAUGACCCUAAGAACCGACACCUGGAAGGAGAUAAACAGAGCUAGGACAUGGCCCAGUUUGUAUCAGCAACAGGAGACAGGGCCCAGCCUGAGAUAAAUAAGCCAAUGGCAGGAUCAGAAUAGACCGGCAGUCCUAUAAAGGGGGAGGGGCAGGAGGAGAUCCCCAGGGAGGGAGAUAUGCCCCGCACGGAGCAAAGUGGCACAAAGACAAGAGAAUUUGGAGAACAGAAAGCGAACCUGGGAACCCAAAGUUUACCAGAAGAAAAAACACAGAGGCCGUCUGCAGAUCAGGAAGUUGUGGCAGAAAAGAGUGUUAAGGAACACUCUAAAAUACAACCACCACCACUGCAAGAUGAGUCCAGUUCAGAGCAUGCUGACCUGCCAGAACAAGGUAGUGCCUGGAAACCAGUCCAGGCACAGAAAUCAACUGAUCCUGAGGAUGUUGGUAAAACACCUGAGACCCAGGAACUGUCAUAACAAGAAAAAGAACAUGAAAUGAAGGACCUACUAAUCCGACGUGACAGCAGAAAUGUUUCAGAAACACCCAGUGUUAGAGCUGAAAGGAAAGGCUGGAGGGGCUCUGGGACCCAUGGGACAGCAGGACAGGAAGAAAGCAAGAGGAAAACCCAGUCACCAGCCCUGGGAGACCAAACACAGAGCGGGAAGUAUCAGCAACUCCAGGAAUCAUCAAAAGAAAGGGAUGCCAAAGAAGGUUCCAUAACACAAGAGUUAAACUCGGGAGGAGGAGAGCAGAAUCAUCCUGAUAUUGAAGGUACAGUCACCCCAAGGGAAGAGGCCAGACACGGUGAGGAAGGCAUAGCAGAAGCACUUGUGGGCAGCAAGCAUGCCCCUGCAGCAGAAGGGACACCAGGAGCGACAGAAGGAAUAAAGGAGAUGGCACCACUUGAAAACUGUUUGGAAAAGAGUAAGAGGGUCACCAAGACUCAUGACAAGCCAAUCAAGGAGGACAAUGGUUACCAGGGGGAGGAUCCUGAGCUAACCGUCACAUAGAAUGAUGAGGGGUCUUCCAAAACCCCCAACAGCCUGACUCUAGAGGAUGGUAACAGCAGCUCAGAUACAACUGACCUACCUGUGCAAGGGAAUUCCCAGAGCCAAGCAGACCCACUCAAACAGUCUGGACAAAGAAGUCAUAAUAAUAACCCAUACAUCCGGAAACAGGUAGCAGUGGGUGAGAAAAACAGAACUCAGGAGGUAGUGGGGCUGGAAGUCAGAGGAGAGGAAAUGUAGCUCACUAGGAAACUGGAGUGGCCUGCCAGAGAAGAGCACAAGAGUGAGGGCUCGGGGCCCAAAGUUGGACCCAGCUGCACGCCUGGUGGACACCAAGAGGCACAGGAGUCAAAGACCACAGGUGCCCUGGAUGCAGGCUUCACUGGUCCAUUCUAUAAGGAAGACAGAAGAAAAGAGCUAGAGGUCCAGGGCCCAAGCACUAAAGAAAGAGAAGGUAAAGCACCAGAGAACCAAGAGGUUCUAGUGAAAAGUCUGGACAAGGGCAAUUUAGCCUCUCCCAAGACACACCUUGAAACAGAGGAACCUGCAACACUGGAGGAGGAUGAGAGCCCCCAGGAGCUGGCAGGAGAAGGUAGUGACCAACAACUUCCAGCCAAGAGAGGACACAACGCUUCAGUUCCCCCCUCAGGCCUUGAAGAGAGGAUGCAGAGGGAACAAGAACCCUGUUCUGUGGAGAGGGCUGUGGUCUACUGCAGUCCACUGUUCAGGCCACAGUAAAUAGACACAACCCAAGAGGAGCAUCAAAUCAAGCUUACAGCCACAGUAUCAAACCCAGAGUUCUGUAACAAGUUAGAUAUAUCCCUCAGCAGUGAAAUCUCAGAUUGUCCUGUCUUUUUCAAUGACAGCCAAGAAUUACAACUGUACAUUUGGCAACUUCUGUCUGAUGAGGAUCCUGCUGAUGCACAGCACAUAUCAGCUCCCCAGGCCUUGGAAGAUAAGCAGGGCCAUCCUCAGAAGGAGGAACCAGUACCACAAAGGGAGAUGAGCACAACAAUGCAUUGAAUCAUUAUCACUAUUAUUAUCCAAGGAGAAACUCCAAGGAACUUUACACAUCUCAACAUGCCCCAGACUUCUUCCCUCCCAAUCACUCUCAAUACUUCCAUGCAUGUAUUCAGAUGCAGAUUAAUAAUCCUUUAAA
Molecule: messenger RNA, 2731 nt
Organism: Manis pentadactyla (Chinese pangolin)
Lineage: Eukaryota; Metazoa; Chordata; Mammalia; Pholidota; Manidae
Gene: TCHHL1
Product: trichohyalin like 1
Molecular function (GO): transition metal ion binding
Source: RefSeq, a predicted model, not a curated record